Messenger RNA from Serendipita indica DSM 11827, 2646 nucleotides. Lineage: Eukaryota; Fungi; Basidiomycota; Agaricomycetes; Sebacinales; Serendipitaceae. The record is from the annotation of a GenBank genome assembly.
AUGUUCCUCGGAACGCCACAUUCGGGUACCAAUGGCGUCGAAUUGGUCAAACUCAUGAACAGUGUCAUGUCCAUAUUCCUAGAGACAAGCGAAACUGUCCUCAAGCACCUCAAGAGAAAUUCAGAAGAGCUAUAUAAUAUUCAGGAGAGUUACAUUUCUGCGAGCAGAAAGAUCGAUGCCAUGUUCUUUUAUGAAGCCUACAAGACUCCUAUUAUAGGGGGGGUGAAGCAGCUCAUUGUACCGCGUCAUUCAGCUACGGCACCUGGAGCGGCGGCGGAAGUACUGCAUGCUGAUCAUUGCCAAAUGGUCAAAUUCAUCGGAAAGGACAACGGAAACUUUAAGAAAGUUGUUUCUUACAUGAGGAAGAGGGUUGAAGAUGCCAGUAAGGCGGUGGCGGCGAAAUGGGUGCUCGAGGACAAUCAUCGAGGUGUUGAGCGGAGAGGUAUCUCAGCGUCACCUAGCACCGUUCUAUUCACGCUGCCACCAAUCUCACGAAAUUACAUCGAGCGGCCUGGAAUUCACGCAAUGAUGUCGCAGAAAUUGCUUCCGGCUGACAAGAAGCAACAUCAACCACGCUGUAUCUUGCACGGAAUGGGGGGCGCUGGGAAAACCCAACUUGCCGCCAAUUGGAUAAGAACGAAUGUGAACCGCUUUACACGGGUGAUCAUUGUCGACGGCUCCGAUCAGGCACAACUGGAAGCCGACCUUGAGCGAUCGAUCCGCUCGGUAGGCCCAGAGUACAGCAAAAUGACGUGGAAGGAUGCAGUCUCCUAUCUCGACGGCAAAGAGAGAGGAUGGCUUCUUUUUAUUGAUAACGCCGACUCGCCAAUCCUGAAUCUCAACCCCUACCUACCGAGCUCUCCGCAUGGAGCGGAAUGCACCGAAUACGAUCCAGAUGGGGCGAUACACGUUGAUGGCCUAGAGGAGAACGAAGCCGUGAAUCUCCUCCACAAGGUCGCCAACAUCUCACCCACAUCGACUAACAAGUCUCUAGAGAUCGUCAAAGAGCUAGGGAUGUUAGCGCUCGCGAUUACUCAGGCUGGAGCGUACCUACUCAGAACGCACCGUCCUCUUGAUACGUAUCUGGAAACAUUUCGCGAGCAUCGAGGUCGAAUCUUGCGCGAAAUAUCGUUCAGAGGCACGAACUACCCUUUUACGACAUACGCGGCGUUCGACAUGUCCUUUGACGAGCUACCGAGAACGACGCAGGAGUUUAUGAAGAUUUGUGCAUUUUUAAAUCACUCUCUCAUUCCAGUGGCCCUGUUUAAGCGGUCAAUCAUAGCAGGCUUUGCAGCGCAUACGGUUCUAGAAGCGUUCCCUCCUCCACAGAGUGACCAAGCCACCAUAAAUCGACUCAAAGAGAUUCUAGGGACGUCCUGGGAUGAAUUCUCGUUCCAGUGUAUGAUCGACGCCGCUACACAAGCGUCGCUCAUCAACGUAUCUGUCGGCAACUCAGGGGACUUAUUCUACAACGUGCAUCCUCUACUUCAGACAUAUAUCAAAGAUGGCCCCGCCAAGGAUAGGGACGAGCAAUACAUGUCUAUGACAGCCCAGCUUCUACUUGGUGCAAUCCGACCAGUGGAGGGUACUAAUGCCCCACACCGGGAGUUGCUGUCGCACAUCAACCGUAUUCCAUUAUCUGUUCAGUCUACGAAUAUUCCUCAUGCAUUGGCAUUCAACGAGGCUUACGUGUCUGUUGGGGAUUGGGGAGUGUCUCAGACACUGCUGGAAACUGCUCUCCGCCAGAUUCAUUGUCUUUCUGGCCAAACAAACGACGAAUCAAUGAGGGUGACAGCGCGAUUGGCAUUCACCAUGUUUAGGUGCGGCCACGUUGACAAGGCUGAACAGGCGCAGCGGGAGGUGCUGAAUAUUCGAUUGGAACGGCUUGGAAAACAACACUUUGAUACUAUCAACGCGAUGAGGGACCUUGCUGUCACACUGGAUAGUCGCGGCCAGUUUGAUGAGGCAGCAACAAUGAGGCGGGAGGUGCUCGAUUUCCGCCUCAAACUUCUUGGACAACAACAUACUGACACCAUCAUUGCGAUGAGUGACCUUGCUGUCACACUGCGCCACUGUGGUCAGCUCGAACAGGCAGAGAUGGCGGAGCGAGAAGUUCUGAAGCUUAGCUUAGCCAUCUUGGGAAGAAAGCAUCAGAGCACAAUUAUGGCAAUGAACAACCUGGCUCUCACAUUAACCCAACGUGGUAUGGUUGAUGAGGCGGAACCAAUGAGGCGGGAGGCGUUAGACCUUUGCCUUGACGUCUUUGGAAGCCGUCAUCCAUUCACAAUCAGUACAAUGGGAAAUUUUGCCCACACGCUGCGCCAACGUGGUAAACUUGACGAGGCAGAACAGAUGGACCAAAAGGUAUUGAACCUUCGCCUCAACAUACUUGGAUCGCGCCAUCCUGGAACUAUUGCAGCAAUGAAAAAUCUUGCGCUUACACUGCGCUACCGUGGCCAGUUGGACGAGGCAGAGAAGCUCGAGCGAGAAGUGCUUGCACUCCGCAUUGACAUCCUUGGACGACACCACCCUGCUACAAUCAAAGCAAUGUCCAAUCUUACCAUCACGCUACGUGAACAGGGAAAGCAUGAGGAAGUACAGAGAAUGAAGCAAGAAACGCGUGUGGGCCCUAUCAAUUCGACUUGA